Molecule: messenger RNA, 11669 nt
Organism: Hyalella azteca
Lineage: Eukaryota; Metazoa; Arthropoda; Malacostraca; Amphipoda; Hyalellidae
Product: mucin-4
Exons: 8
Coding region: 397-8340 (2647 amino acids)
Biological process (GO): positive regulation of transcription by RNA polymerase II
Cellular component (GO): histone methyltransferase complex; transcription regulator complex; nucleus
Source: RefSeq, a predicted model, not a curated record
CACAUUGCAAAUGGCGGCCAAUGUUAUUGUUUGCUGGGUGAUGUUACAUAGCAAACUUAUGCCAGCUGCUAAAACUUUAAAUUGAAUUAAUUUCCUUGCUCCCGUGGAUAUAAUCCUGUAUUAUAUCAGUGAGGUCUCCAUCAUUUAUCUUUCGAGUGGAAAUGAGAAUAAGUUAAAUGUUUCCUUGUACACUCGAGCUCGGUAACCUGUGGUUUGUGCCUCGUUAUGCGACAAAAUAACGUGCUCAUGUGAUCGUGAUGGGACCGACUUUAUAGUGAAAAUGUAAAAUAUUGUAAUAAAAUAUCAGUGACCAUUUAUAUUGAUGUAGAAAGUUUCGUAACUGGUGAAUGUUAGAGUUGUUUCUCCCGCGAUGUUGCUCCCAUUUGUAUUGUUUUGAUGGAUACCUGUGGAUUAUCACCGACAGUUGGAAGUGUACUUGCAAUGACGGGACGGCUGGUGAACAGCUCCCCAACUGUCAAUGGUAAAGAUGGUGAAGAAACCCCCACCAGCUCCCCUGGCUGCUGUCACCACAAGAGGAACAGCAAUGGAGGUGGUGGGGGUGAUGUUGAUGAAGAGGAGGAGGAGGAGGAUGCAGGGGAAACAACCAUGGUGUUGACAUGUGAAGGCAACAUCACUGAUCCUAACCUCUCAACUAAACUUGAGUGCCUCAUGCAUCGUCUCCAACAUCUCACUCAGUGUGAGCGUGCACCAAGAGUUCAUGUUGUGGAGCCCUGGAAUAGCGUACGUGUCACUUUUUCUAUACCCCGUGAGGCAGCAAGAAGAUUGAAUUUACUUGCCCAAGCUGGAGAGCCAGCUCUACGCAGCUUAGGAAUCUUGUCAGUGCAAGUCCAAGGAGACCAGGUGAUCUCGCUGCGCUUGGCUGGCAAUGGGAGCAGUGAAGGCAAUGAGCUGGUAUUGCGGGCCACAGAUGGGCCUGUCUCGGGUAACGUAAUGGACCGGAUCUCAGGCCUCCUUGGUUCGGCUGCCAGCCAUGUACCAGCUCACCAUCAUGGCCAUCACCAACAUCACCAUCCUCACCAAACUCUGCAGUAUAGAGCUGCUCAUCCUCAAUCAGUGCCAGGCUUUCAGUAUGGCCAACAGGUCUCUGCGAGUCCGGCAGCUUUGCAGCCACAUAGCGCUGUUGUGGUGCGCAGUGCCCCCAGUUCCAUGCUUCACCAUCGACCUGCAUAUGUAGCUAACCAUCAACCAACUCCCCCUCCUCCAUAUCCGAAUUCUACAGAACCCAUGCAUAAUGUAAGCCAUGUUUCUCAAGCUCCUCCUUCUUCCUACGUAGUUCACAACACUGGAGAGCCCGCGAUGCCUGCAUCAUCUCAAGCUAUUUCAAAUUACCGUCUCACUAGCAUGUCGGGUGUGCCCACCAUGCUUGCCACCACUGUUUCUGCACCUGGCGCACGCCAUGUCAUUGUACGGCCUCCACCUCCUCAACAGCAACUUGUGCAUCUACAGCAACAGCAAUCCCCACAGCCCGCUUCUGUGCCUCCUGCCAUCAGUGUCCCGCAAUCUUCUGUCGUUGCUGUCACUACCAUGGGUAAUGUGGUGAAGAACAGCCCUCUUUUGGUUGGGCUCCUGCAACAACCUGAACAGACCACUCAAUCAAAAACGGUUGCAGAGCUGGGGCUGGCUUCAAGUCACUUGACAAGUAUGGCAGCAAAUCACUAUGACAAUACAAACGCAUCUUCACAUAUUCAUAACCGCCAGAUUGUGAACUCUUCUCUAAAUCAAUACAGUAGUACAACAAGAAGCAGAGAUGGCCUUACUACUCAUCAGCAAUUAUUUUCUGGGGGCUCUGUCAUUACAAAUGCCAGGGUUCCACUGCCUGGGGGACUUCAACAGCACCCUCUAGCUACUGGUAAACCUCCUCCCAUGGUGUGUGCGACUGGUGGCAACAUCACAACACCUGAGGCAGUAACUGUUACCUCAUCUCAAGUUUCUGUUUCAACGAGUGUAUCUGGUACAGUGGUUUUGUCAGCUAGAAGUAAAUUGGCUUAUGCAUUACCACACGUACCUGCAGCUUCAAACUCUGGUGGUGUAAUGCAGCAAGCUUCUAUUCUACCUCAGCGCUCAAGUAUUUCAAGUGUUGGAUCCAACAAUAGCGCAUUGACUGGCUCUGCCUCUGCAGCAGCAUCCCCCUCCCCUGCUAUCAGCCCGACACCUUCGUCACCGUCGCCUCACCCUUCCUCUACCCCAGGCGUCGCUCAAUCUACCAUGUCAGGCGUGCCCUUGUUUGCUAGUAAUCACGUCACCGCUCUUACUCCUCCUCUUACUCCAUCCAACCAACCUGGAUUAUCAAGUGGAUCUUCAGUAAGCGCAAGCAAUGGCACUUCCACGUCUCUCAGUGACACUUCUCAAAUUUCUUCUGUUACUGAUAUGCACAUGGUUUUUACAUCAACUGCGUCUAAUGCCUCGACUUCCAAUACCUUCGUAGAAACGAAAAUAAGCAAAGCUCCUUCGCCGAAAAUGUUGGGCAGCAAAGAAAGUCAGUAUCUUAUUAACCCUAAUACCGGUUUACUUGAGCCUCGACACAAUACAGAUAGUUCCGAUUCCGAGUCAGAAAUCCGCUCUUCUCCUAUUCUGAAAAACUCUCCUCAGCUUCAUACUUCGCUACAAACGUGCUCGAAAACAACAUCUUUUUUAUCCAUUCAACCCUCAGCUGCCCUAGAUCAAGUAUCUUCAGGGAGCUCGGAGCUUGUGUCCUUAUCAGGAUCUGCAGAAGACAAAAACCUGGACUGUAACAAAGAUAGCUUUGAUUCAAGUUCAAGUACAUACAAAGCUCCUUCAAUAAUGUCAGCAUCUUCAGUUGAACCUUCAAAAUUCUCAUUACACGUUUCUUUAGCUCAGACAGAAAAUCUUAAAGAGGAUUCUCCUGGGAAUUCUCAUUGGGAUGACAAUAAAAGUAUAGUGACUACACCAGGUUCUGGUGAAUUGCGCCUUACACUCAAACUAGGCCGUGAAGGUCUAGCUCAGAAAGUUUUGAAGCCCAAUCCCGUGAAAAAGUUAGAAAGAAAAGAUUCCUCUACCUGUCUCAAUUCUGCUAAUCAGUCGAGCAGUGAGCAAAGAAUACCCAAAAUUCAUAUAAAGUUUGGUUCCCAUACAUCAGUCAUUGUGAAAUCUGAAGAGAAAGAAAAAAAUAGGAAAUUGAUGGAUCAACAAAGUAGAGAAGAAAGAAAACGGAAAGGGAACCGAAGGAAAACGCGAAUUGGUGAUAGUGACAGUGAAAGAACAGAAUCGACAAAGCUGAAACAAAGUUGCACUUUGGAUUCGGCUCUCAAAGUUAAUGAUUCUAAAAGAAUGAAAUUAGAAGUUGAAUCUGAUCUAUCACCGAACUCUAGAUUGAAAGAUUUGACCGAUACUCGAAUCAAGGGUCCUCGAACUUAUGAAGAUAGAUAUCCAACUAAAGUUGACAAUGUAAAAGUAACAAAAUUCGAUUCUAAACUUCGUACAAGACCUAAAAUAAAGACACCUUUGCGAAAGUUGGGCGGAAUAAAUAAUAUUGGUGAGCUCACUAGUCACAAAAUCCUAGAAACACUACCACCAAGUAUAACAAAAGUUGCGGCUAUGCACACGCAACAGCCUCAUCGCAAUCCUUCCUCUUCCUGUCCAUCCACAAAUUUUUUCAGUUCUAGUGACCAAUCUACUAGCAACACUUUGAAUGAUAUUUCAUUAAGUGUGAAGGAUGGAACGGCCUCAAGCAGCCUGGCAAAACCUCAAAUGAAUGGUGAAAUGAGCCACGGGGAAAGAAGUGCGAUCUCUCGAGCUUUGCAGUCCAAUGCAUUUUCCGAGCUAACAUCUGCCGGUAAGCUGACAAUCAAGCGCAAGGCUGGAGGUGUUGAUAUCAUUGGAACCUCGACGUCUCUUAGUCUCCUCAAGAAGGAAACUCCACAGUCAGAUCCCAAGAGAAAAAUUGGACCCACUUGCAUCCCAACAUACCUGAACUCGUCCGUCUUAAUCAACAAGGUACCGAGCGGUGUUAGCAGCGGUAACAGUUACUCACGGCUCCAUGACCCUGAUCGUAGCCGUAGUGCGAACGCUUCUCGUCCUUCCAAAGGUGGAGACUUGCUCAAGACGGCGCUGUGUGCCAAUUUCCCUGCCCUCAAUGCCAAUUCAGACAUCACUAUCCAGAGCGUUAGGAAGAAAGAUAUUUUAUCAUUGCGCCCUGGUGCUGAUGAUGGUCUAGUUGCAAGAGGCUUGACGACGCACAAAGGUCCUUCAUAUUCGUCUCUGCCCGACAUUCUCAACAAAUCUGGCCGCGUGACGUGCAUCGAUGUUACCGAUCGCAGAGCCGUUGAAGAAGCUGUUAAAAGUUCAAGAAAUUCUGUUACAACGAAUGACAUCCAGCCUAAAAUGUCGGACAAAUUAGAAAGAUGGAACUGCAGUAGUGGAGGCUCUGCAUCUUCCACUGCAGCUCAGUCUCUGCCUUCCUCUUCCUUAGCCUCGUCUAAUUUAGCUGUGAGACGUCAGCCUGAAAGUACAAACUUUUUCUCUUCGUCCGUUAGUGUUGAGUCGAAAGACCCUGAAGAUGGUUUGAAAUGUUCCUCUAAUCAACCCUCCACAGACACCAACUCGGGAGUCCAUAAGUCACCUGUAGAAAAUUCUAGUUUAGUUGUAAAUACGAGUAACUGUGAUAAUAGUGUUAGAAAAAGUAUGGAAGACGGUGACGCUAGUGGUGCCGUUGGUGUUAUUGGAGCAGAAGCUCACUCAAUUAGUAGCGGAGACGGUGCAAGUGUUGUUGCUGACUGCAGUGAUGGUUCUAAAGGCGUAGAAUCGAACAAAGACAGUGUUACUUCAGUGACUACCAGUGUUGCUGCAUCAACGGUGCCAUGUAUCAAGCCUUCAGAAAUAGAAAGUCCUGAAGGCACGCCCAAAGGUGAACACGGCUCCGGUGGGCAGGGUGGUGAGGAUUCUGGUAUAGAAUCAAUGGAUGCCCUCUCUGAAAAGAGUCCAAACCAGAGCGAUCAGUCACCUCACAGAAGAGAUGAAAAAGAUUGUGAUGCGUUUUCCAGUGAUGCAUCCAAAUCUGCCAAUACUUUAACGAAUUAUGUCAGGCGUGCUGCCACUACCAGUUCGGCUAAUGUGGUUACUGCUUGUGGAAUGCAAAGUUCUGGCGGCGUUUGCUCAAAUUCCCCCACUUCCUCUGCUUCCAUAACUUCUGGAAAUGCAUCCGUUUUUACCGAAGCUUCCAAACAACCACUCGAGCCUCUUGAGUGCCCUAGUAGCUCCGACCACAGCAAUGGAAACAGCCAUCCUGAGUUGUGUCCAAGGUUAAUUACCGUUGACACAACAGCCAACACGGCAUCAGAGUCUGGUGUUGAUAAAGAGUCCGAUUUAGCUUCUGUGAACAAAACCAAUUUUCACGAUGGUGAAAAUUUUCGGUUACUUCCCUCCACGAGUAAGACUACUGAAUCUGAGUUGACUUUGGAGGAGGGAAAAGAAGUAAACAGCUCUGUCAAUGGACCUAAUGAUCUUUCUCCUUGUAUUGCUGAGAUCAAACCUGUAUCUGCAAUACAUGCGGAAUCAUCUGAAGCUAAUAAUGCUGCUGCAAAUCCGAAAGAUGUUCCUGAAGAUUCAUGUUCCAUCUCGCCUGAAUUGGAAGCGUCGGAAAUGAGCGGUAGUGAGCAAACAAGUAUAACAAAUAUUCCGCCCGAGGCCUCGACCUCGAAGAUUUCAAUUCCAGAUGAGAUCCCCUCGACUGUAUCUGUCACUGAAUCUGGCACUUCCAAGACAGAGAUUGGUCAGCCAUCAGUUGAAGCCAGUGACAUCCCAAUAAGCACCGGCGUUCUUGCUAGUUGCAGCAGCGAAGUGGUCGAAGUUACUUCGGCCAACACCACUGUUGCUUCAACUGCUAUGAUUUUUCUUACAAGUUCCAGCUUAUCAAGUCAAACUAUUUCCAGCAUCACGUCAUGUAGCCCGAAAGUAGUAACAAUUAAAUCUUCCCCUUUCUCUACUUCCCAAGCAUCCAGUCUCACUCCGCCAGUUGGCAAAGCUUUUAGACUUGUGUCUUUGCCUGAAAAUAUGUCAAUGAGUCCUUCUGCUAGUCCUGUAAAGGGUCAGUUGGUUACGUUCAAACAGCUUAUACCGACUUCAGGAAGCACUUCUCAAAGUAAGUGUAGCAUCAUGUCGACCGUGAGCAACAAGUUAGAUGACGGACCGCCAUCUCUGUUGAAGGCUCAGCUUCUUGCUCCGCCUUCCAAUGCUCACCACGCCUCGUAUCCUUUCGUGGCGGGCAUGCAUGUAACCGAUGCUGCAGCAGUUGCCACCACCAACGGCGAGCAGGAUAAUCUCGACUUCGUUGGAUUUUCAAGCAGUUCGAUUGUUAAAGUCAAGCAUUCCAGCACUAAAAUAUCUCAAAUCAUCACGCCAGAGAAAGAUGAUCUCAAGAGUGGCAUACUUUCACCGACCGAGGAUGAGCCAAAGCCUUUGAGAGUUCAGCCCCCUUUAUAUACAUAUGGAAGUAACAAAGACAGAAAGAAAGACUUCGAUAACGAAAAUGAUGACAGAGAAAAGCUUUCACCGCCGCGCGUCGCAGAAAAAGACUCAAUCGAAACUACCAUUAAAAAUGAAUCAAAUUUGAAAGAUUUCAAAUUGUUAAAAAUUGAAGAUUCACUGGGGAUGAUUAAAUGCAAGACUGGUCGCGAAUUUGACGUACUCACCAUAGAAAUACCAGCGAACAACUCAGAACUGAUCGACGACAAGCGACUCACGCGCGCCACACGACAGAGCGCUAGAAUUGCGAGCCCAAAGAUUAACAGUUGUGAAGUCAGCCCCAGAACAUUAGACCGGAGAAGUCCAAGCUACUCUGUGACCGGAAAUAGCAGUACUGUGGCUCAGCAGCUGUUGCAUCUGCAACAGCAGCAGCAACAACAACAGGUGCAUUUAGUCGUAUCCAGUUCUGGAGGCGCCCCAAGCAACAGUUUCUGUGGAAGCACAUCGCUCACUCCUAGUAUGAGCUCCUUGGCAAAUUCCUGUGUCAGCAUCAGCGGACGCGUACUGGCUAACAGUGGCAGUAUCACGGUCACGAGCUUGUCUGGUAAUGUAUCCAAAAUUGGCAGCUGCUCUGGUACUCUACCAGCAACUCGCGGGGCGUACAAACGACGUCGCUACGAAUCUUCCGACGGCAACUUAUCUGUUGCAGUGCCUCCAUCCAAACAGCCUCGCAGAGGUCGACUUGCUUCUGCCGAACCGCAUCAUAAGAUCCACAACACGCGGCCUACUGAUCCCAAUCUGAGAUAUGCUGCAGGUGACGAUUCGAGUUCAUCUGACGACGACGAAGAAGGCAGCUGUGGCAGUGGCGUCGUUGUAGUGGGCGUUGCGACGUGUGUAGCUGAAGCUGCUGCUGCCGCGGCCGCGUCUUCGGAAGCCUCAAUUGCCGCGUCUGCCUCACAAACCAAGAGGCGUUCCGUACCUCCACUCGCAGCACUUGAUGAUGAGGAAGACGAUGAACAUAGGUCAAGUUCACGGAGCCGCAACAACGGCACCCGAAACCGCUGUAAUGCGGUAGCGACCGUCACGGGGGUGCAGCAGCAGAACGGUAACUCGGUAGUAACAUCAUGUGCAGCUGCCGCCAUCACUCUCCUGACUCCUGCUUCAAGAACUACUGUUGCUACUGCUGAUCUUUCUGGAUGUUCUACAAAUCGUAACGCAUCGCCCAGUAGUGCCUCUACAUCUACCAGUAUUGCAGUCUCAAAUAACAUCACUAAUAACAACUGUAACACGGGUGUCACUGCUAGUGGCAGCAGCUACACUGAGGGCGAAACUCGACCUACCACGCCAUCGAGACGUUCGUCUGUCGCAACGCGUGCGUCUUCUCAUAACCUUCCACCUGGUGAAAGUACGUCUAUUGCUAGCGUGAGCAGCACAGAUGCGGCGGGUAUUGAUACUGUUGAAGAAAAAUCUACACAUUUUCCACCCACGGGAAUGUCAGAUACUGGUGAUGACGAAGGUAUUCCUGUAAUAAACGACGCACCACAGGUUGCACUCGCUGAACAUAACAGGGCCGCUCCAGAUAAAGUCCCAGCUGAAAGCCCAGAGCCUGCUGAUGACAGUCGAACUAAGGAAACCAUCAGCACUAGAGAGACGCGCGGCACCGCUCUUCAUGGCUCUAAGUUUCAAGGGCUCGCUUCUGCAGCGCCACCUGCAAAUGCGUCUAAUAAAACCAACAGUAAUAACAACAAUAAUACCACAAACACAAAUAAUAAUAACAACAGCAAAAACGAAGACGGUGAAAGUAUUACUGUUUCGGAUAACCGACGGAAGACCCGCAGUGCUGCGGCUGCACCCGAUGAAAGCAUCAGCAAGCGACGUCGCGUUUCGAAGGACAAGUAGCAGAAAGCAUCCCCUCAACUGGGCUGCACCAUCCUCUGUCAACAGAGACAAUUCGUCUAGAUGCUUACAACUCUAAUGCUUCUCAGCCUCUGGCGUAGUAAAUGUUAAUAGGUCUUUAGAAAUGCUGUUAUUCAAUUCGACAAACUCUGAAUGGUUCAAUAAUCAUUCAAUGUACUAGAUUGUGUUUGUUGGUGUUAUCAAGGAGACCUCUCAUGAGCCAGUAAGAUGGGUCGUUUCAAACCUGAAUUUGAAUUGCAAACACAUCUUUUGACUAAAUAUUUUCAUGUUCUAAAUUACGGUUCAAUGCAGUUAAGUUUGACAAAUUUGCACUUGGGUUAUAGCUUGCUAAGUUCAGUAGAGGAUUUUAAGGUGGAUUAAAAGUUUUCUUGCUUAAAUGUAAGUUUUAGAUUGAAGGGUAUAAGCGUUUUUUUACCGUUAAAUGGAGAAUUUGUGUAACGCAUGAAAUGAGUUUAAGUGGGUGUCUUAACCCCUAUAAUGCCAUAACAUAAAUUUUGUCUCAACUCGUGGAGCAACUGUGUCGUGUUACGUUGAAGGGAUGCUUUUGUGAUGGUUGGAAGGUGCAGCUUGAGUUGGAAGCUUAUUUUACUGUCUUAUAACAAUAUUGGAUUGUUCUGUGCAAUAUAUGGCCUGUUAGAGAGAGGUUUUUCGGUCGCCUGCCAUGCCGUUGUCGUCAGUCUCUGUAGUUUAUGGCCCUAGACUCGGGACACUAAGUUAAAGAUGUUCUUGUGUUCCUGAGUUCCUCAUGCAUAUCGUCUCUAGAGAUGCAUUUCUUGUAUCUGUUGAAUAUCAAACCUCGAUAACCUUUAAUGUUGUUUUCAUUCAUCAUAAAUUGACUAGAACAAAUUCAAUGACUAUAUUCGACAUUUGCUAAAUUGUUAUCAAUUAACCAGAAGGAAUCGGUGUCAGCCUAUAGUGUUGAGAUUGUAGUCAGAGACUCAUAAUUAUUACAUGCUCGGAAAUUUGCGGAAAUCGAGGUCUACAUUCAUAGAGUCGAGUUGCUCCAAGUAGGCCAUGUUAGUCUUAACUCCACUGGGCAUACGAGCUGACUCGCUGCCAGCUCUUUUUUUGGUUAAUCUCAAAUUUUUGGACACAUUUUUGCUCUUACUGUUGUUUUUAAACACGUCACGUGACAAUGCAACGAGUUGAUCUGGAUGAUAAUCUUACAAUUGUUCUUGUUGCCCUGUGUAGUCAGCUGUGUGUCUUCCGGUUGCCCUCCAACUAAUUUUUUUCUGAAGUUGCGUGACAAUACGUGCUCUCGGUGGUUAUUGAUGGUGAAUUCAUAAUUUAGUCCUCAAUGAAUUUUGUUUCUUAUAUAAUGACCUACCACAUUUUACGACGUUUUUCAUUUAUUGAAAUGAAGAUUUGUUGGUGCCAAUGAUGCAGUGAAAAUUGUCCGAAAGGCUUUUGCUAAAAACAACUGUAGGGACUUACGGUUGCAAUUUAUUUACACGUUGCUUUUACGUGAAGGGACUGGGACAUAUCCACUUCCUAGAACUUUAAAUCAAGAAACUUGCACGAGAUGGAUGACAGUUCUUUUUCAGUUUUAGAUGGUCAAGUAUAAUAGUUUUAUGAUGAUGAUUCCUCGUCUCUCACCUCAAAUUUAAAUGCACAGAAUGCAAUGCUGUAUUAUAUAUUUGAACGAAUUUUUGUAAUGAUACAAGAUGAGAUGCAUUUUCAACUAGCAUCUAAAUUAUCCUCUUCACCAAUUUUUUAAUUUUAACGCGCCAGCUUCGUGUGGUUCUCAUGGUUAACAUCUCCAACCAUCGUACGGCGAACUCUCUAAGCAAUUCUUAACUUGCUCGUGAUGUUGCACACUUUAAUAUUUAAAUAAGAAAAUCUUGUAAGGAUAACUCAUCCGAUUCAACGAUUGGUUCGCAUUUUUUAAUAUUUUCAAAGAACAAACUUUCGAUUGCUUCUAUUAAUAUUUGGUUCCUAUGAUUCAAUAUUCGAGGUAUUUUCAAUUCCUUUCUGCUCAAACAUCAAAUCUUCAAUGGAAUAAACUUAUUCAUUUUACUGUUAUUAAAAACAAAAUGUUUUAUUCUGUUUGAUUUCUCAACGUGAUAUCACGUUGAAUUCAAUCGCGUGUGACGCUAUCUCGCGACUUUAUGUACAUUUUAUCCGUGAAAGUAAUUCUCGACAGCGUCUAGACCUUCCCAUCUCAGACUUAGGUGCCGAGUUCUCGUUCUCAUACUUCAGGUUAUUGCAACAGUUCUGUAGCUCAUUGCUUACAUUUUAUAACCCUUUGAUCAUUUAUGAAUUGAUUAACCAUUAACUGUGUUGCUUUUUAAGCCACUUCCCGUGAAUUGGAUCUUUAAAACACCCAUCCCUUCAGAUAAUGAAACCUAACUCCUUCGUCGAGCUUAUUGUGGAUUCGCUGCUUCGAACGAGUCUCCCUUUUUGCCUUCCCAAGGUUACUGUUAGAGAUGCGUAUAACUACGUAUUGUUUGCAACAUCGUACUGUUAAAUUUUUUGCAAUCAUUGUUCCCUUUCAGUACUCGUAACAACCCUAUUUUGCAGACACAAGCUUCUUAGAGAUCGUGUGUGUGUUUUGUGUCCCUUAUAUGUUGGAUCUCAUUGGUAAUGUUAGAACAAAAGGAGUGACUGUUAGGCCUUAGUUGUUUGCUGCUGCUUGUGUUUAGAGCGCUGCCAGACAACUGCUAUUAGGUACUGUUGCUACUACUCUGCCAUGGCUAGUACUAGUUGAACAGCUGUCGUCCCUGGCUGCAGCUUCGUAGUUGUGCUGCCGUGGGUUGCUGUUAUUGGCAACGCACAGUCGCCGAGGCAGCAGCAUCUCUGUCCACAUUGCUCUCCCUAUCUUAUUGUACAUUUACUGUAGAUAUUUACCCACUGCUAAGUUCAUAAAGUUAAUAGUCUUAUUCAUCGCUGAAGGCGAUGUUUAUGUUUGUACUGUACAGCAAAAACGUUGAAAUAUUUUAUGUGUAUGUUUGUUCAUAAUGCGUGUAUUGAUACGGACAGCUUGUAGAUAUAUUUUGCUGUGGGCAGUGGGUGUGUAGAUAAGAAGGCCCCAGCCAUAGUGUAGAUACGAUGAGAAGUGUGGCUUGCUGCCUGUGAGUGUAGAUAGCAAGACUGGAGGAUCUGUGGCCACUUCUUUUGAGGCUCUGCAAUGAGGCAUCUACGUCUACGUGCCUCCUCAGCUCACUGCUUAGCAAUGAUUCGGUUGAACUUUUUUUUGCCAUGUAGACCUGUUUAGAUUUUAUUACUACUCAUAUGAUUCUAUUAUUGUAUCUAUUUAAUUCUAUUGUUAUUGAUAGCUCGUUUAUCUAAUAAAUGUAAAAAUAACCUUUUCA